This is a messenger RNA of Arachis ipaensis, 4274 nucleotides long. Its product is annotated as LEAF RUST 10 DISEASE-RESISTANCE LOCUS RECEPTOR-LIKE PROTEIN KINASE-like 2.5. The record is from RefSeq and is a predicted model, not a curated record. Gene Ontology annotation, biological process: protein phosphorylation. Lineage: Eukaryota; Viridiplantae; Streptophyta; Magnoliopsida; Fabales; Fabaceae. Gene Ontology annotation, molecular function: ATP binding; protein kinase activity; polysaccharide binding.
UUGACGUGUAGACCAAAUCAAAGACAAUGUUAAACCUUUGUACAUUUUUUAUACACCUUCUACCGCUGCUGUGGAUCUCCUUACAAGUUUUCGAUUUUUAUGCCACCCGGUGGAAUACCAAGGUGGCAAAGGAUUCAGACAAAACAAUGUGUUCAUCUGAAUGGUGUGGGAGGCAUGACAUAAGGCAUCCUUUCAGGCUGAAUAAUAGUAGUCCAAGCUAUUGUGGUGACCACAGGUACACCCUCUCUUGCGAGAAUGAUAACCAACUCUUUCUCUAUCUCAAAUCAAUCAAGUUCCAAGUGCAAUCAAUUAACUACAACAACUACACAAUUCGACUAGUAGAUGCCAAUGUUGCCCUGCAUAGCCAUGAUCACUCAUACCUCCUUCCUUAUUCUUUAACCUCCUCCAACUUCACCAGUGCCCAAGAUGAACCAUAUGAUGAUUGGUUCUAUAAACAGCAUCAUUUAGUUGAUGUUAUUAGAUUGACAAAGCAGAUGGUAUAUUUGAUGAGGUGCCCACCAUAUGGAGUAGAAUCUUCUUCUGCUGUUGCAACUUGCAUGAAUGGAUCCUAUGCGCUUGGGAGUACAUUCUAUGUAAGUGAUAUUGAUAAAACUCUCCAGGAUUUGGCGGUCAGAGACUCGUGUCAUAUAGAGUGCAUAUAUCUGACUUCAUGGCCUGCUGAAAUCAAACACAGAAAUAAUUCAUGCACAGACAUCCAUCAUAUGCUGCUCUACGGGUUUGAACUUUCUUGGUUGAAAGUAUAUUGCAAGUUUAAGGCCAUGCUCACUGAUCAUAACAAAGUCAUUUGUUAUAAGCCUUCACUUAUACCUAAAAGUUUCCUAGACUCAAUGUAUGUUGAGGUUCUAAUGGCUGGAACGGUUUUAUUUGCUCUUGCCAAAUUUGCACUUGGAGCUCCAAGCAUCAUUAUCUUCUGCAUAUAUAAAUGGAGACGGAGGCAUUUAUCCAUAUAUGAUAGUAUCGAAGAUUUUCUGCGAAGUGACAAUAACAUUAUGCCAAUUAGAUACUCCUACAAAGAAAUCAAGAACAUAACUGGAAAGUUCAAGACUAAACUAGGAAAUGGAGGCUAUGGCUCUGUCUUCCAAGGAAAACUUCGAAGCGGUCGUCUUGUAGCUGUUAAGGUAUUGAAUAAGGCCGAAUCCAAUGGCCAGGAGUUCAUCAAUGAAGUUGCUACUAUUGGAAGAAUUCACCAUGUUAAUGUGGUGCAACUCAUUGGUUUCUGUGUGGAGGGAUCAAAGCGUGCUCUCAUAUACGAGUUGAUGGAAAAUGGAUCACUAGAAAAAUACAUAUUUUCCCCUCAAGACAAGGCUUCCUUAAGUUGUAAAGAGCUCCACUCCAUUUCCCUUGGAGUAGCACGUGGUAUUGAAUACUUGCAUAAUGGCUGUGACAUGAAAAUUCUGCACUUUGACAUCAAACCUCACAACAUUCUUUUGGAUGAGAACUUUAAUCCAAAAGUCUCUGAUUUUGGACUUGCAAGGCUAUCUCCCACUGAUAAAAGCAUUGUGUCUCUGACUGCGGCAAGAGGAACCAUAGGGUACAUGGCUCCUGAGCUUUUCUACAGAAAUGUUGGCGCAAUCUCAUACAAAGCCGAUGUCUAUAGCUUUGGGAUGUUGUUAAUGGAGAUGGCUAGCAGAAGGAAGAAUUUGAAUACACAGACUGAAAAUUCGAGCCAAAUAUAUUUUCCCUUUUGGGUUUAUGAUGAAUUGCAGGAUGGAAGGGAAAUAACAAUAGAAAAUGAUUCAGAUGAAGAGAUGAAGUUGGCAAAAAGAAUGAUGAUUGCGGCAUUGUGGUGUAUACAAACAAAGCCUAAUGAUCGACCUUCAAUGAAGAGAGUUGUGGAGAUGCUAGAACAAGAUGAUGACUUAGAAAUGCCUCCAAAACCAUACUUCUACCCACUUGAUGCACCCACAGAAGAGAAUGGUGAAGAUAAUACAACUCAAAACAGUUCAAAAUUAUCCUCUGAUGACGUCUCUUCAGUCAGUGAUUCAAAGGAAUAUCUGCGUAUUGUAAAUACACAGUUUGCGUAUUGUCAGUACAAUACGUGUUCUGCGUAUUGUGUUUGCCCAGAACAGCGCCCCCAUAACACUACCAAAUUAAAGAAAAUGUUAAACCUUUGUUCAUUUUUUAUACCCCUUCUACUGCUUCUGGGGAUCUUCUUAAACAUUUUGAAUAUUUAUAAUGACAUCCGGCGGAGUAACAAGGUGGCAACCGAUGCAGACAAAAUGUGUUCAUCUGGGUGGUGUGGGAGGCAUGACAUAAGGCACCCUUUCAGGCUGAAUAAUAGUACUCCAAGCCCCUGUGGUGACCUCAGGUACACCCUCUCUUGCGAGAAUGAUAACCAACUCUUUCUCUAUCUCAAAUCAAUCAAGCUCAAAGUGCACUCAAUUAACUACAACAACUACACAAUCCGACUAGUAGAUUCCAAUGUUGCCCUGCAUAGUCAUGAUCACUCUUACCCCCUUCCUUGUUCUUUAACCUCCUACAACUUCACCCGCGCCCAAGAUGAACUAUAUCAAGAUCGCUUCUAUACACAGCAUCAUUCUAUUGAAGUUAUUAGAUUGACAAAGCAGAUGUUAUAUUUGGUGAGGUGUCCACCAUAUGGAGUUGAAUCUUCUGCUGCUGCUGAAACUUGCAUGAAUAAUGGAUCAUCCUAUGUGCUUGGGAGUACAUUCUAUGUCAGUGAUCUUGACAAGCGUCUCCAGGAUUUGGCAUUCGGAGACUCGUGUCAUAUAGAGUGGAUGUAUGUGACUUCAUGGCCUACUGAAAUCAAACACAGCAAUAUUUCAUACUCAGACAUCCAUCAUAUGCUGCUCUAUGGGUUUGAACUUUCUUGGUUGAAAGGAUAUUGCAAUAACGAGACAUUAUUUGCCAUGCUCGCUGAUCAUCAUAACAACAUCAUUUGUUUUAACAAUUAUUACCAAAGCUCCCCACUUCAAAAUUUCCUAUUCUCAAUGUAUGUUGUGGUUCUAAGGGCUGGAACGAUUUUAUUUGUUCCUGCCAAAUUUUCACUUGGAGCUCCAUGCAUCAUUAUCUUCUGCAUAUAUAAAUGGAGACGAAGGCAUUUAUCCAUAUAUGACAGUAUCGAAGAUUUUCUGCGAAGCGACAAUAACAUUAUGCCAAUUAGAUACUCCUACAAAGAAAUCAAGAACAUAACUGGAAAGUUCAAGACUAAACUAGGAAAUGGAGGCUAUGGCUCUGUCUUCCAAGGAAAACUUCGAAGCUGUCGUCUAGCAGCAGUCAAGGUAUUGAAUGAGGCCAAAUCCAAUGGCCAAGAAUUCAUCAAUGAAGUUGCUACUAUUGGAAGAAUUCACCAUGUUAAUGUGGUGCAACUCAUUGGUUUCUGUGUAGAGGGAUCAAAGCGUGCUCUCAUAUACGAGUUGAUGGAAAAUGGAUCACUAGAAAAAUACAUAUUUUCCCCUCAAGACAAGGCUUCCUUAAGUUGUGAAGAGCUCCACACCAUUUCCCUUGGAGUAGCACAUGGUACUGAAUACUUGCAUAAUGGGUGUGACAUGAAAAUUCUGCACUUUGACAUCAAGCCUCACAACAUUCUUUUGGAUGAGAACUUCAAUCCAAAAGUCUCUGACUUUGGACUUGCAAGGCUAUCUCCCACUGAUAAAAGCAUUGUGUCUAUGACUGCAGCAAGAGGAACCAUAGGAUACAUGGCUCCUGAGCUCUUCUACAGAAAUGUUGGCGCAAUCUCGUACAAAGCUGAUGUCUAUAGCUUUGGGAUGUUGUUAAUGGAGAUGGCUAGUAGAAGGAAGAAUUUGAAUGCACAGACUGAAAAUUCCAGCCAGAUAUAUUUUCCCUUUUGGGUUUAUGAUGAAUUGCAGGAUGGAAGGGAAAUAACAAUAGAAAAUGAUUCAGAUGAAGAGAUGAAGUUGGCAAAAAGAAUGAUGAUUGUGGCAUUGUGGUGUAUACAAACAAGGCUUAAUGAUCGACCUUCAAUGAAGAGAGUUGUGGAGAUGCUAGAACAAGACGAUGACUUAGAAAUGCCUCCAAAACCAUACUUCUACCCACUUGAUGCACCCACAGAAGAGAAUGUUGAACAUACUACAUCUCAUAAUAGUUCAAAGUUAUCCUCUGAUGACAUCUCUUCAGUCAGUGAUUCAAAGGAAUAGAAAUGAUCUAUUGUUGCUUGCUCUGUAUCUAACUAGCUUGUGUCUUUGGCUAUGUCAUCUAUAUUAGUAUUUCUGAUGUAUAUGAUGACAAUAAAUUCGUUCUUAUGUCCUCUAGAUUACAUUAUUAUCUUCACAUUU